GAGAGAGAGAGAAUAAGAGAAGGAGUAAACAAAAAGGAAAGGAAUGACGAGUUUCGCACCAGGACAGCUUUCAAGUUCUCGUUCGUCUGCAUACAUAUUCGUUCUCUCAACUCCAUUUGAAUCUUUGACUGCUGCGUCGAAUUUCCAAUCAUUUUCUCACAUACCCACUAGCAGAUCCUCAAAUUUCUGCAGUGGGUAUCUCUCAAUUUUCUCCAAAAGCGUCACACAUUUUUCGUUUUGCUACUGCAAAAGAACCCAAAAAACCGAAAGUCCUGAUUUUUUUUUUGUUAACGUUGGCAUGGCUUUGUCUGCGGUGGGUUCGUCGGUGGUCGAGUUCCACGCGUCUCCAUGCCUCUGUUUGGUGGACUCAAAUUCGAUGGCGAGAAAACAAUUCUCUCGGGCAAGUUCGUUGGGGAGUUCAUUUCUUGAUUCGUGGCACGAUUGGCGAGUUGAGGCAAAAGCGCUCUCGACGAGUGCUCCGAGAUGGAGUUCGAGGAAGCGACAGCACAAGGAAGGAGGAGGCCUUGUUGUUGUCGGCGAGUUGGGUGGUCAGUAUGAAGACAGUUUUGAGGAUGUUGAAACCCAAAUGCUCAACUAUUUCACAUAUAAAGCUGUGAGGACGGUUCUUAGCCAGCUCUACGAGAUGAACCCGACAAAUUAUAGGUGGUUUUAUGAUUUUGUCGCGGAAAACAAGCCUAGAGAUGGAAAGCAUUUCAUACGAACCCUCGGGAAGGAGAGACACGACCUCGCUGAAAGAGUGAUGGUAACUCGUCUUCACCUAUACGGAAAAUGGAUCAAGAAAUGUGAUCAUGCCAAGAUAUACAAAGAAAUCUCCGACGAGAACUUGGAGUUAAUGCGCGAACGGCUUAUUGAGACCGUGAUAUGGCCUACAGAUGAUACCAAUACCGAGAAGAUUGGAUGAUUGGUUGCUCGGCUUGGAUCUAUAUCUGCGACUUUUAGAUCCCUGUUUCAUGGCAACCUUUCCUAAGUUCGGGUUUCUCUGUGCCUCCAGACAAAAGGAAUGUUGUCCUCCAUCUAUUAGUAUCCGAUUUGUCGCCUGUAAAGUUGUAUAUAUUGGAACAAGCAUCAUUUUAGCUUUUAGUGAAGGAAUGUUGAGGUUCGGAGUUCUCUCAUAGUGGCUUCUGCAUUCCUUUUGCUGGUAUAUUCCGGCCAUUUGAUCAUUUUUUUUCAUCAGAAUUGUCAAUGACAGUGCAGUGGCUGGCCUAGAAUUCAACUUUUCUAUUCUGCAUUCA
Rhodamnia argentea is the source of this 1253-nucleotide messenger RNA. Its product is annotated as chaperonin-like RbcX protein 2, chloroplastic. Gene Ontology annotation, biological process: ribulose bisphosphate carboxylase complex assembly. NCBI's taxonomy places the organism in Eukaryota, Viridiplantae, Streptophyta, Magnoliopsida, Myrtales, Myrtaceae. Gene Ontology annotation, molecular function: protein folding chaperone. The transcript has 5 exons. The record is from RefSeq and is a predicted model, not a curated record. Bases 44 to 922 code for a protein of 292 amino acids.